AUGGGGCACAUUCACUUUAUCUCUACCACUACUGUUCAACCUUCGAGCCAAAUUGAUCAGUCUAUUGGUAGAAUUGAGUUAACUCCUUGUGAUCUGCAACUCAUUGUUGUAGAUUACAUCCAAAGGGGCAUUCUCUUCCACAAACCUCAAUCCGAUUACACAAAAGAUCCCAACAAGAGCUUGAUCGAGCAUCUAAAAGCCUCCUUCUCGCGCUCAUUGGACAUCUUUUAUCCCCUUGCUGGCCGUCUUGCCAUAACCGAAAAUGAUCAAGACAACACCACCUCUUUUUCUGUUGACUGCAACGGCGUCGGAGCUGAAUUUGUCCAUGCAGCCGCGGAUGGUGUCACGGUGGCGGAUGUCCUCGACCCUAUUUUGGUUCCCGACGACAUUGUUUACUCAUUCUUUCUGUUGAAUGAUGUUUUGAACUACCAAGGCACGUCCACCCCGUUGCUUGCAGUGCAAAUAACAGAGCUUGCUGAUGGCAUUUUCAUUGGUCUUAGUAUGAAUCACUCAGUUGUUGACGGGACGUCGUUCUGGAACUUCUUCAAUUCUUGGUCCGAAAUCUCUCGUUGUGGGAAAACUUCACAGCCAGUGCCAAUUUUCGGCCGUCAAUUUCUUGAUGGCAUCAUUGAUCUCCCGGUUCGCAUCCCUCACUUUUGGGACCAAAUCCCUGCAGGAAAGAGUAGUUCAUCUUUGCCACCAGUCCUCCUUCAACAAAGAGUGUUCCAUUUUUCUAAAGGAAAAAUUGCCGAAAUCAAAGCAAAAGAAAAUUCUGAAAUGGGGACCAACAAGAUCUCAUCCCUUCAAGCACUUUUGGGUCAUCUUUGGUUGUGCAUAGCACGAACUGAAUGUCUCUGUUCCAGCAGUGACCAAGAGACCAAGUACAAGGUCUUAAUAGGGAUGAGGCAGAGAUUGAAGCCGCCAUUGCUAGACCAAUAUCUCGGAAACACCGUUCUAUUUGGGGUAGUAAAGUCCACGAUAGGCAAUCUGGUUGAGCAAGGGCUAGGGUGGGCGGCUUGGGAAAUGAAUAGGAUGGUUGCUUCGCAGACGGAGCAAGAAGUGAAGAAGUUCUUGGGGGAUUGGAUGGAAAGUCCGCAACUGAUAAGAGUUCAUGGCGUCACAAAUAGGAUAUUGUUGACAGGAAGCUCGCCGAGGUUUAACGUGUAUGGUAAUGAUUUUGGUUGGGGAAAGCCAGUGGCGGUGAGAAGUAGCGCAGGGAACAAGUAUGAUGGGAAGUUGACGGUGUUUCCCGGGGCUGAGGAAGGAAGUAUUGAGUUUGAAGCUUGCCUUACAUGCGAGACACUGCAAGCUCUGGCGGACGAUGCAGAGUUCAUGAAGAGUGUGACCAAGUGA
This is a messenger RNA of Rosa chinensis, 1353 nucleotides long. RefSeq lists its product as uncharacterized. NCBI's taxonomy places the organism in Eukaryota, Viridiplantae, Streptophyta, Magnoliopsida, Rosales, Rosaceae. The transcript has a single exon. The coding region runs from base 1 to 1353 and encodes 450 amino acids. The record is from RefSeq and is a predicted model, not a curated record.